UGUGUGUUGACAGUUUCUGAGUCGAUCCAAGAAGAAACGAGCAAGAUUUUCUUUGAAAUUUAAAGCUAUUUCUUGGCACUCAAAGGGCUUCCCGUCUUUAAUAAAGAUCACUCAAAAUGUAAGCCUGAGGUUUAAAAAUUACAUGAUGUCAAGUGAAGAACCACCAGAUCAACUUCAACCUCCAGUUGUUGGCAAAGUUGGUCAUUUUAGCGUUGAGCUCAGCUGGGAUCAAGACUACAAUGAAACAAAUAAAAAGGAAUCAGAAGAGAGGAGACAUUACUCUAUUCAAGAGGAAGAGGAAGGAAAGCAAAGGGGUUUUGGUAAUGUUUACAGUGGUUUUUCAAGAAGCUAUGUAUUAAAAGGCCUUGAUCCCAAUACCACAUACAGAUAUCGUGUGAGAGUGAAAACUAGYARUGGAACAAGUCCAUGGAGUUCUUCUGUAACAGUUACCACUACAAAGGUGCCAUUAUCUGGACGUGAUCUGUAUAAAGCGGUUGUCAACUGGGAAGUUGAAAAAGUCCAAAGAAUUUUAGAUGAAAGUGAACAAGAGAUCAUUGAUAUUCCAGACGCUUGUGGCAUGUCUGCAUUAAUGCUUGCAUCUCAGAAAGGAUAUUCAAGUAUUGUAGAGGCACUUGUAGAACAUGGYGCUAAAGUGGAUUUUGAGAAUUCAAGUGGAAAAACAAGUAUAAUGUUAGCCUGUUUUGGUGGACAUCUGGGAAUUGCACAAUACCUUCAAGAGCAUGGUGCUGAUGUUACCAAGACUGAUAAUGGAGGUGCUACUGCUCUGCACUGUGCUAUCGAUGGAGAUAAACUUGAUUGUGUCACGUGGCUAYUAGAAAAUGAUGGAGUAAAGGUUGAUCAAAGAGAUGGUUCUGGCUGGUCAUCUCUCUUAAGACUAGCAAAUGUAGGAGGAAGUGCAGAAGUAGCUCAAGCAUUGAUAGAUAAGGGAGCUGAAGUCAAUAUAAAAGACAAUUCAGACACAAGCGCAUUGAUGAUGGCAGCCCUUGCUGGUCAAGUGCAACUAUGCAAAGUUUUAGUUGAAAAUGGAGCUGAUAUAUGUAUGGUUAAUGAGUUCGGAAGAACAGCUCUCGAUUUUGCAGAAUCAUUUGGAAGAGUUGAAGUUGUUCAAUAUUUGAAAGGAGUACUAGCUGACAGAAAGCAAGAACAAGAACAAGUUUAAACAAYACGUUGAAAUUACGUACUAGUAUUUCUAUUAUCAGAGAAUAUUUUUAUCAAACUUUAAUAUAUUUAUGGAAAAUUUAUAUAUUUAUUCUAGAAAAAUUAUGAACUAUGUUUUACAUGAAUUAUAUUUCAUUGUUUUUUUAUAUUUUUCAACUUUGAAAAUAAUAAAUUUUACUUAUUAUGAAAAGAUUCAUGUGAUUCUGCAUKCCAUGCAGUCAACCGUAGAGUGGGAGCAUUAAUCUUAACUUGGCUACGCCCGAGCAGCCAAACGCUAGAUCAACUUUUCUCUAGAUUGGUAGAAUUUCUUUUUCAAGAGGAGCCGAUCAGGUCUGCUCUUCUAAAUAACUGUUCUUAUACGAUUUUUCUCCUGGGAAAGUGAUUUAGAACUAGAAUCUUAAAUUGGGAAAAACUCUU
Exaiptasia diaphana is the source of this 1596-nucleotide messenger RNA. RefSeq names its product fibronectin type 3 and ankyrin repeat domains protein 1. The record is from RefSeq and is a predicted model, not a curated record. Gene Ontology annotation, cellular component: nucleus. The transcript is spliced from 12 exons. Bases 143 to 1180 code for a protein of 345 amino acids. Gene Ontology annotation, molecular function: metal ion binding; protein binding; acid phosphatase activity. Gene Ontology annotation, biological process: regulation of apoptotic process. NCBI's taxonomy places the organism in Eukaryota, Metazoa, Cnidaria, Anthozoa, Actiniaria, Aiptasiidae.